AUGUAAAUUAUGUAAAAUUCACAUUCUCCACCACCUGCGAAAAAACAGCAUCUUAAAUUACAUGUUUAACCUAUUUAAUUACCAGAUGCAAUUAUGUUAAAUAAGACUGCUGGAAAUUCAGAUACAGAGAUUGGUUGUAGAAUUAUCAAAACUGAAAGAAUUACAGCAAUUAAACAAAAUAAAAAGUUUCAUAUAAAGUAAGGUUAAAAUAACAAUACACAUAACAGAUUGUAAACUAAUCAUCCACGAAUUUUGUAAUAAGAAAAUGACGGUUUAUCUUUAAUAUUGUAUAAAUAAUCUUAGACAUCAACAUCUGAAAAAGUAAUUACAAGUAUUAUCUUAUUCAAAUAAUAGAAUAAUUAGUCCAUGACUUAAGAAAUAAAAUAGAUUAAUAGGAUUCAGUUAUUAGAUUAUAAGAGUUCAAAAUUAAUAGAUUAUAAUAGGAACUGUUAUCUCAAAAAUAAUAUUGCUCAAAUUUAUUAGCUAAAAUAUAUUAAAAUGAUCCUAAAAAUUAAUACCUUAGUACUGUGAAAGUUCCUAAAUUAGGCCCUCAGUUUUAAGAAAAUACUUAAUUAAGUUCCUUACAACCGUCUUUAUUAAGAAUACCAAAUAAUCAUGAUUCAAUAAAAAUUAAAUAUUUGCAAACUUAAGUUAUUUAAUUCAAACAGUAAUAGUAAGAAUUAAAAAAUUUUAUUAAAGAAACUUUUUUGUCUGUAAAAAAGAUUCUUUAAUCUUUUGAAGUAUUAUCAAAAGAAAAAAUUUAAACAUAUCAAAUGGAACAGUAAUUUAUUAUACAUUCUCUUUAAGAAAUGAUUAAAAAAAACAAUCUGUAAUUUUAUUUUUUAAUAAGAUAGAUACAAUAAAGAAGAAUUGAGCCGAAUAAAUCAAAAAGCUGAAAUUAUUUGUUAAGAAUUAAUUCUUUCUGAAGCAUAAAAAGAGGUCUACUAUUAAAAAUGUCUUUCAUUAUUAAGUUGA
Molecule: messenger RNA, 975 nt
Organism: Paramecium sonneborni
Lineage: Eukaryota; Ciliophora; Oligohymenophorea; Peniculida; Parameciidae
Source: the annotation of a GenBank genome assembly